Molecule: messenger RNA, 1776 nt
Organism: Zophobas morio
Lineage: Eukaryota; Metazoa; Arthropoda; Insecta; Coleoptera; Tenebrionidae
Exons: 1
Coding region: 1-1776 (591 amino acids)
Biological process (GO): cilium assembly
Cellular component (GO): axoneme; ciliary basal body
Source: RefSeq, a predicted model, not a curated record
AUGUCUUUAGAAGUAAAUACAGAAAUUGUUGCAACGACUGACAAUCCUGGAGACAUCUCUUCAUUAGAAAACGCAAACGAGAAAAGUGAACGCACAUCAACUGAGGAAACUGAGCCAAAAUCGACUAUAAAAGAUGAAAGUGAAACUGAACAAGCUAAUCUGGCGGCAGAAACAGCACCAAAUGAAGAAGAUACAGACGAAACACCAGCCGAGCUACCACAGGAAACUAAAGAGUCCGCAGAAAUAGAAGAAAAAGUGGAGAGAGGAAGUGACGUCGUGGAAGGAGUGACCGAAGAUAAAACCCAAAAUGCAGCUGAAGAAGGUGAGGUCAUGGAAGGGAUGACAGAAGAUAACAGUCAAAAUGCAGCUGAGGAAGGUGAGAUCAUGGAAGCGGUGACAGAAGAUAAAAGUUUAAAGAUUAGCCUUGCUGGAGAAACAGAAAAAAGUGAAAGCAUAAAUCCAUCUGUAGGUGAGAGUGUGGAUAUUAAAGAUUUUGCAAAUCUUAUAAAAAGUGACUCAGCGGAGUUGCUAACUGAAGAUGAUGGUCAAAAGGAAAAAGAUGCAGAUGAAGCAGUUGACGAGCCUGGGUCUGUGUCUGCAGAUAUCUCACUUGUUCCUGACGCCCGUCAUGGACCCAGUUUUUUGGGUGAAAUAGAUCUCUCAUCCGAGCACCCGGUGAUUUCUCCCCCAACUUCUACCGCAGGUUCAUCAGACUCUGAACUCUAUUCCACACCAGAAAAAUCUGUAAAACUGUCCUACCGUGAAUAUGAAACAGUCGAUCGAAAUCUUUAUUACGAACUUCACGCAUUGUAUACAAACAAAUAUAGAACUGCGUAUACAAAAAACCACUAUUAUCAAACACGGUUAGCAGCGUAUUACUUGAAACGUCGAAUGUUUUAUGCGCUAAUGACAGACAAACAAACUUAUGACGAAAAUUUGAAAAAAUACCAUCAGUUGCUGGGCGAAUUAGACGCUAAAAGUGAACAAUCGUUAUCGCAACAAUCAACUCUAGAACGAGAAAUAGCAGGGUUGAUAAAUCAUCAUCAAUUCCGAAAAGAAGAAGUUAAACUCUGUUUGGAGAACCUACAAAAGAAAGAAUUUGAGUUCAGUAAGGAACUAAUAAAUGCAAAAGAUGAAGAGGGCAAACUCAAAGCGGAAAAAAUUGUUGAACGUUAUGUAAAGCGCCAAAAAACUGUCAUCGACGCCCUCAGUAAUAUGCGUCUGACUUAUAUAAAACUAGUUAACAAUUAUAAUGAAAAACAAGACAUGUUGGAUUCUUUGGAUAAUCUAGGGCCAAAUCUCCACCUUGCAGACUACGAACAGUUAAAAUCUGAUAAUAGAAAUCUGCAGGAUAAACUAGAGGAAAAAGAACUCGAAUUAGACGAGCUAAGAGCGCAGUGUCGACAUGUGAUGCAAGUCUUGGCCCAUAAUAGGGAAAAACUAAAGGCUAUAGACAACGGAAUUGGGGAUUAUCGCGAUAGACUCGACGAGAUUACUGCCGAUUACCUCGAUGCACGAGAACAAGUUACUGGAAUUAGGGCUGAAAGAAACAGACUCCGUAAUUUGAUUAUCCAAAUGAAAGAAGAUUAUGGCUUGCUUUUGAAACCCAAACUUUUGAUGGAUAUGGAGGAAUCUUUACAACAAGCGGAAGCGCUUAGGGUGCAAGUAGAAGAAUAUAAAGAAGAUUUUGAUGAAAUUUCUAAGAGGCUGAACGAAAUAAAAUUGCAAGCGUUAAAUAAGGCUGAGAAGAGUUCGAGUCAGACGUCAGAAUUGUGA